Micromonas commoda is the source of this 3435-nucleotide messenger RNA. Its product is annotated as ligase/ankyrin repeat fused protein. The coding region runs from base 1 to 3435 and encodes 1144 amino acids. NCBI's taxonomy places the organism in Eukaryota, Viridiplantae, Chlorophyta, Mamiellophyceae, Mamiellales, Mamiellaceae. Gene Ontology annotation, biological process: secondary metabolite biosynthetic process; amino acid activation for nonribosomal peptide biosynthetic process. The record is from RefSeq and is a predicted model, not a curated record. Gene Ontology annotation, molecular function: protein binding; phosphopantetheine binding. The transcript has 2 exons. Gene Ontology annotation, cellular component: cytoplasm.
AUGCGCCAGGGCCCCGCCCUCGGAGGCGUCGGUCCGUUUCGUCUGCCGACCCGAGGCCCGGACGGUCAGCUGGAGAUCCACAGGCCCAACUGCCUGUGCUGCAUCGGUCCGCCCGACGACGCCUUCGAGCGCUCCUGCGCCGCCGUCGUCGCCCUGCGCAUCGAAGGCGUGGGUCCCGCCGAGGCUGAGAGGUUCGUGCGGCUGUGCACGCGCGCGGGCGGGGGAGACGCGACGCCGCUGAGCAAGGGUAAGCUCAAGGCGGCGUGUAAGAGCGUUCGAUCCAAGGCGUCCGGUGCGCCGCCGCUGGAUCUGGCCACCGUGGAGUUGAUGCAACGGAAGGUGCUGGAGUGCUACGGAAUCGUCCGAUGGUCGUACGGUGAGCUGUGGUCCGUCGCCUCCUCUGCGGCCGCCGAGGUUCGCCGCGCGCUCGAGGGCGUCGAUGCGCCGAGACUAUCCGAUAUGCAAGAUCUCGACGGCCUGUCGCCGACGGUGGGGCUCCUGGUCGAGGACGGCGUCGAGUUGCCCGUCGCCAUCUUGGCCAUCCUUUUGGCAGGCGCCGCCGUGGUCCCGAUCGGCGCGACGGAUCCGCCGGCGAGGAUCAAGGACGUCUUAGACGACGCGGGGUGUUCCGUGGAGAUCGCGAGCGACCGCGCGGGCGACGGCGGGGCGACACAAAGGCUGAGGGAGGCGUGGGCGAAGGCUGGACGCGCCGACUUUAAGGUCAUCCCCGCCGCGUCUCUCCUCUCGAACGAAUCUCGCGAAAUAUCUCGUGAGGCCCAUACGUACGACUACCAGACGCCCCCGCCGGCGUUUCCGGCGAACAAGCUCUCGCACGUGUUCUUCACCUCCGGCAGCACCGGUCGGCCGAAGGGGUGCCUCGCCACGCACGGCGGACUGUCCCUGUACUGCGACGAGAAGAACCAGUCGCUUGGCGUCGGCGACGACUCGGUUGUUUUGGUCGCGUCGCCGCACUCGUUUGAUCCCUCGCUCGGGGACUUUCUGGGAGCCUGGCGAGCCGGGUGCGUCGCCGCGACGGCGCCGCGGUCGCACCUGUUCGCGUCGAUGGGCGCGUGCCUCGCGGCGAGCGGCGCGACGCACGUGCUCACGACGCCGUCCAUGCUGUCCACGAUCGAACCGGCGACUGAAGUUGAUCCAUCCGGCGAAGAGACUUUGCCGAACCUGCCGAACCUGCGAGUGGUGGCGUUGGGGGGCGAGCCCAUGCCCGAGGCGCUCGCGCGCGCGUGGUUACCCGCGGUGCAAAGGUUGGUGAACGGCUACGGCGUGACCGAGUGCACGGUGUACCAGGCGUUUCGCGACGUGACGUCCGUGGAGACGCGAAGAGCCGUCGGCGGUGUAUUGGCCGGGUGCGACAUGCUCCUCGCCAAAGAUCCCGGCGACGACCCGAGCGAUCUCCUCGACGAGCGACGCGACCCCGACGGGACCCUCGCGGAGGUUUGGUUCGCGGGCCCGCUCGUGGGUUUGGGGUACGCCAACGCACCGACGCUGACGACGGAACGGUACUUCGUAAACGCCGACGACGGACGACGUUUCUUUCGGACGGGCGACGUGUGCAGACUGGUUCGACGAGACGGACAACCGGCGUUUGUGGAGAUUGUCGGUCGCCGGGACUCGCAGGUGAAGAUCAACGGCCAGCGCGUGGAGCUCGGCGAGGUGGAGGCGGCGGUGUGCGCUUCGGCUCCCGGGUUGGUUGCCGAGUGCGCGGUUUCGACGCCGAGGCUCGACGCGGCGGAACCGCGAUCGAAGGCGAUCGUCGCGUGGUGCGUUCCCCCGCAGAGCGGCGGCCGACGCUCGAAAACGCUCGAAAACGCCCAGCCGCCGACGCCCGAAGACGCGGGCGGGGGGCGGGAACCCUUCAGCGCGUUGAGAGCCGACGCGCUUCGAUGGCUCGUCGCGUCGCGCGUUCCGCCGCACAUGGUUCCCUCCCGGUUCGGCGUCGCGCGGUUCGGUUUGCCGACGACGGCGUCCGGUAAGGCGGCGAGGUCCGUCGUGGCAAAGUGGGGAGCGCCCCCGCUACCGAACAGGGACGCGAUGUUCGAGGGGGAAGGAAGCACGGCGGGUGAAAGAGGGGAAGAGACGGAGGCGGCGGGGAAGAGCGGAUUCGAACCGGUCACCUCGGAGGAGACGCGCGCCCUCGACGCGUUCGCCAGGGUCGUCGCGUCGGCGUGGUCCACGGAGCUGGGCUCUGAGGUUACGUUAACGUCGCGCUUCGCCGAACUCGGCGGCGAUUCAGUCGCCGCCCUGCGCGUCUGCCAGGCCAUCGCCGCCUCCUUCGCGGACGACGACGCGUCACAGGGGCACGCCGGGGCCUCGAUGAACGGACGAAUGGGAGGGACGUUCGGGGAGGCGCUCGUCGGCGCGCUCGCGCCGUCGAGGGUCCUCGUCGGAGCCGGUUCGCUUUCCCUCGCGGCGCACGUCCGAGGUCUGAGGUCCGCGGCGAUCGUCGGGGAGCUGGGUACGCGCGCCGCGACGCUCGCGCGGGGCGAUUCGGACGACGAAGCGAGUGGUGUCGCGACGGAACGCGCUGAGGACGGGGACGGGGACGGGGAGUCGGCACCCGAGGGGGACGAGCGAACGGAGGAGGGCGCGUCGUUGCUUCGUCGCGCGGCGUUUGAGGGCGACGCCGUCGUCGUCGAGCAACUCCUCGACGCCGGGGUUGACGUCGAGGGUGCCGUCGGGGUGCCGUCGAGGGUGCCGUCGUCGACGCCGCUUCACAUCGCGUGCGGCGGGGGAUCGAGGGACCGCGACGGGCGCGCCGCGGCGGCGCUCCUCUCGAGGGGCGCGAGUCCUCGGGCGAGGAACCGACGGGGUCAGACGGCGUUUAUCGUCGCCGCCGCGAGGGGCCCGAACUCGCUGCUGGCGCAGAUCCUCGAGCGCGGCGGCGACGCGGGCGCGGCGGACGACGACGGUCAGACGGCGCUGCACGUCGCCGCGAGGGCCGGAGCGCCCGCGAGCGUCGUCGCCGCCGUCGCCGCCGCCGCGGACGGAGCGCCUUCGCCGAUUACGACGCAAAAAAACGCUCAAAAAAACGCGCGAAACGACAAGUCCAAAGGGCCGAAGGCGAACGCUCGAAACGACAAGUCCCGGGGGGAACAGGCGCGGAGGUACGGCGGGAAGGUCGCGGCGGUGGAUCGUGUGGACGCGUGGGGCCGGACGCCGCUUCACUGGGCCGCGGUCAACGGGCACAGGGCCGCGUGCGUCGCUUUGCUCGACGCCGGGGCGAGCGCGAGCGCGGUGGACGACGCGGGCGAGACCCCGACGGACGCCGCGGAGCGUCGCGCGCUGUGCUCGGCGAGAGAGAGGCCGGACGGGGCGAGGGCGUCCACCUGGGGGGACAUAGCGACGCUCUUGGGGGGUUCGGGGCGGACCAAACAUCUCAAGGCGCAGCUGGCGGCGCGCGCGAGCAAGGGCACAUGA